UAAAAAACAUAAACUUAGCUUAAAAAACAAAAAGAAAUUUGGUGUUAGAUUGUGUUACGGACGGUGGGUGGUAAAUAAAAUAAAAAGUUGAAUUGAAUACUCCGCCGAAAAUCCAACUGUUUCUUCAACUCUCAUCCUAGUUCAAAAUUGUGAUGCUUUGAAUACAAUUAUAUUUUUAGUUUCUUUUCCACACUUUCACACAAUAGUUGAAGAAGAAGAGUAUAAGCGAAUCCUAUCUUUUGCUUUUCAACUUACCUUAUCUCAACUCUGAGGAAUUGGUGCAGGAAGUGGAUUUCCGUGAAGAAAUCGAGGUUUUGAGAAGUGGGUUGUGGUCAAAAUCGCUUCUGUUGGAUUGGGAGGACGUGUAUAUUUUGAGAAUUUAGCAGGUGGAGAGAGGAACACGAGUGUUUCUAUGGCGAAAUUAUGUUGUUUCAAGGGUUCGUCCUUAAAGUUAAAAGGUCGUUCUUCGACAGAUGGUGGUAAAGGGAAAAGCAUUCAAAGUGAAGUAAAAGUUAAUUAUGGAUACAGCCUUGUAAAAGGAAGGGCAUAUCAUCCCAUGGAAGAUUACCACGUCGCUAAAUUUGUACAUAUGAAGGGAAAUGAGAUUGGUCUCUUUGGUAUCUAUGAUGGCCAUCUGGGAAAUAGAGUAGCAGCCUAUUUACAAAAGCAUCUAUUUGCCAAUAUUCUGAGGGAGGAAGAGUUUUGGACCCAUCCAGAGCAAGCCAUUUUAAAAGCCUAUGAAAAGACCGAUGAGGCGAUACUUUCACAUAGUGUGGAUCUGGGACGAGGUGGAUCUACUGCUGUUACUGCCAUUCUAGUAAAUGGUAGGAAGCUGUGGGUAGCUAAUGUUGGCGAUUCACGAGCCGUUCUUGCAAAAGGUGGAGAGGUGAUACAGUUGACAGUUGAUCAUGAACCAAGCACGGAGCGUAAAACUAUUGAGACAAGAGGGGGCUUUGUUUCAAACUGGCCAGGAGAUGUCCCAAGAGUUGAUGGCCAGUUAGCCGUUUCUCGUGCAUUCGGAGACAAGAGCCUCAAGUCACACUUGAGGUCGGAUCCGGACAUACAGUUUGAAGAUACAAGUGCUGGUGCCGAGGUACUUAUUCUUGCUAGCGACGGCCUGUGGAAGGUCAUGAAAAAUGAAGAAGCAGUGGAUAUUGCUCGAAAGAUCAAAGAUCCACAGGCGGCAGCAAGGCAAUUAACCAAGGAAGCAAUAAAUAGAGAAAGCAAGGAUGAUAUAUCGUGCAUUGUUGUUCGACUUGGGGAAUAAUAAAGAGCUUAGCCUCUUUUUUUCCCCUCUUACCUCUUUUGUAAAUGAUUCUUUCGUCUAUUUUAUUGUUGGUGGGUCCUUAUUGUUUGAUUGCUUAAGGGAAACUUUCAUUUGGUUUUACUAAGAUUAAAGGAAUAGGAAAGAUAAUGGUUGGUGGAACUGUUUACCUUUUCUCCUGAUGUAUUGUUGAAAGCUUGUUGACCAUCUUGUUCUCUUCUUCUUUUUUUUUCUUUUUUUGUUAAAUAAAUGCCUCCUUUUUCUUCUUU
Messenger RNA from Ananas comosus (pineapple), 1533 nucleotides. RefSeq names its product probable protein phosphatase 2C 10. NCBI's taxonomy places the organism in Eukaryota, Viridiplantae, Streptophyta, Magnoliopsida, Poales, Bromeliaceae. The transcript is spliced from 6 exons. Gene Ontology annotation, biological process: protein dephosphorylation. Gene Ontology annotation, molecular function: protein serine/threonine phosphatase activity. The record is from RefSeq and is a predicted model, not a curated record. Gene Ontology annotation, cellular component: nucleus; cytosol. The coding region runs from base 413 to 1267 and encodes 284 amino acids.